UAUAUUUUUUUAUAAAUAUUAUUUGUUAUUUUUAAUAUUAUUUCAUAAAAUUUAUUUAAAUACUAAACUUGUAAAUAAUGUCUUCAACUACCACUAUAUCAAAUAAUAGAAAUUUGAAUAGCCACAAAAAAACAAAAUCUGUUAUAGAAAACGAAAAAUAUUAUAAUUCAGAUCAAGUUGUUGUUAUUAAUCCAAAAACAUAUGGACGUAAAUUUACAAUUUCAAAAGCAUAUUUAGAUCUUAAGGAUCCACCAGGAACAAAACCUUCGUUACAUAAAUAUAUUCAUAAAAAUAGAAUUUUAAUUUUCACCCUAAUUCUAUUAUAUAUCGCUCUUGAUGAAAGAAACCAUGGUAUCAAUAAAUUAGUGCAUCAUAUUUCGUUACUCUCUGUUAUUUUCAUUAAUCCAUUUGAAUUGCUAAAGGGUUUAAUAGCAAUGCAUUCAAUUUCAUUUUUAAUUCCAUUGGUUAACUUUUUAUAUCAUAAAAAAAAAGUUUCAAUUUUUAACAAAAAAGCAAAACUACUUUGCUGUUACGGAUUUAUUCAAAUGUUAGUUGGUCUAAGUGCAAUUUAUUUAAUUUUUAGUCAUAAAUAUCCAAUGGGAACAACCUUUUAUUUAGGUCUGGUUACAAUCGUUAUUGAAUGGAAAGCACACUCCUAUUUUAUUGUAACCAACUAUGAAUCAUUACACAGAAAAAACAUGACACCCGAAGAAAAAGAGGAAGAUGAUCAUUUAAAGAGAUCCCAAAUCCAGUAUCAAAUAGACUACACAACACUUUAUCAAUAUUUUUACGAUUAUUUUGUUUUCAUUUUUACACCAACUUUAAUUUAUGACCAAUAUUUUGAAGUUAAAAAAUUUUCCCAAACAGUCCCAAACGAAACAUUAACAACCAGAAUUUUCGAGUUUUUGAAAGAAUUGUACUCUUCGUUUGCUGUUAUGAUAACCAUUCAUUAUAUUCAUGUUGAAUAUAUUUUCCCACCUUUAGUAGAAAACCCAGAUUUUUAUGCAUAUUUAAAAAUCGUUAUCCCCGCAGAGAUUACAUUCCAUUUACAAUAUUACCUUUUGUAUCAUUGUGUUUUAUCUUUAUUAGCAGAUUUAACAAAUUUUAAAGAUCGUUUAUCAUUUUAUGAUAAUUAUUGGGACGCCGAAACCUCGAAACAAAUUUUAAGCCGUUGGUCGAAGCCAGUUCAUUCGUGGCUAUAUAGACAUAUUCUUUCAGAUUUAAGAUCAUUCUUUAAAUUUAGCAAUGUAUUGUGUGUAUUUGCAACUAUGGUUUUUAGUGGCUUUUUCCAUGAAAUUCUUGUUAUUUCAAUUACUAGAGAUGUAUGUGUACCUUGGGCUACUCUUAGUUUAAUUGGAUGUGGGGUUUUUAUUGUAUUGGAAGCUAAAUUUCAAAAUUUCUCAAAAAGUAAAAUAUAUCACACCAUAGUAAAAAUUUUCUUAUUUUUAGGCCAUGGUUUAUUUUAUUUUAGCUAUUAUUAUUUCUGUUUUAAAUCUUAUGAUGUAUAUGGAUUCAAUAAAUAAAAAUAAUAUUUCUUUUUUUCAUCAUUUUAUUUUUUUUUUUUAUUUUUUUUUUUAAAAUAACAAUAUUUCAAAUUUAUUAUAAUAAAAGUUUAAAAUGAUUUUAUUCUACC
Messenger RNA from Dictyostelium purpureum, 1633 nucleotides. RefSeq lists its product as uncharacterized. The transcript is spliced from 5 exons. Gene Ontology annotation, cellular component: endoplasmic reticulum membrane. Lineage: Eukaryota; Evosea; Eumycetozoa; Dictyosteliales; Dictyosteliaceae. The coding region runs from base 78 to 1523 and encodes 481 amino acids. The record is from RefSeq and is a predicted model, not a curated record.